Molecule: messenger RNA, 2085 nt
Organism: Gekko japonicus
Lineage: Eukaryota; Metazoa; Chordata; Lepidosauria; Squamata; Gekkonidae
Product: zinc finger protein 883-like
Exons: 6
Coding region: 1-2085 (694 amino acids)
Biological process (GO): regulation of transcription by RNA polymerase II
Molecular function (GO): RNA polymerase II cis-regulatory region sequence-specific DNA binding; DNA-binding transcription factor activity
Source: RefSeq, a predicted model, not a curated record
AUGGCUGUUCUUCGGGGUCUGCAGAAAAACGCCUCGCGUUGCAACAGACGCAAACGUGGAUCAGACCUGAAGCGGGUCUUCCCCCAGAAGGUGGAGUACAUCCUGCCCGCGGGCAUGAAGAAUUGGCUCGGAGAAGGUGGGCCGGAGAGCAGCCCCCAGGAGGAAGGUUUCCUCCUGAGCCAGGCAGAGGAUGGGCGGCAGGUACACAGGAUGUUUGUGGACAUGGUUCCUCAUUCUCUUGCGGUAGAAAAGACUCCAUCCGAAGCCCAUCAGAGACUUCUGAUCGGAGGUUAUAAACUAAUUUCUGCACCCUUCUCAGUCAACAAGGGAAUGUUUUCCUUCUUCAUUCAGAGUCUGGUGUCUUUCGAGGACGUGGCCGUGUGCUUCACGGAGGAGGAGUGGGCUCUGCUGGAUCCGGACCAGAGAACUUUGUAUGAGGAAGUCAUGCUGGAGAAUUAUGAGACCCUGGCCUCUCUGGGGGACUUUACAGUUCCAAAACCUGACCUCAUCUUCUGGCUAGAAAAUCACAGAAGAGAAGAAGAAGGAAGACAGUUGUUUGCCCAGGCCUCCAGCGAGGGAGAGAACACAGCUGGUUCUUCGUGGGACUCUGAGAACAAGGGAGAGCCGCGCUGGGCACUGUUGCAAAAGGCAAGAUGGCAGCAGCAAGGAAUGGAAACUGACUCGGAGCAGGAGAAGGCAAAUGAAUCAUCUGCUCCUCAGGGAGACGGCUUCUGUGAAAUCGCAGUCCAAGAAGCAGUGGACCAAGACAAGAAAAAGAGGCAGUGCCCUGUGUGUGGGAAGAGCUUCAGCUGGAAAUCCAGUCUAAGUUCUCACUGGAAAAUCCAUGCUGGAGAAAAACCAUAUAAAUGCCCAGAAUGUGGGAAAACCUUUAUCUGGAACUACAGCCUCAUGUCCCAUCUGAGAAUCCACACAGGGGAGAAACCAUACUCAUGCCUGGAGUGUGGAAAGAGCUUUAGUCGGAGAGAAAAACUUACUAGACAUUACAAAAUCCACACAGGGGAGAAACCAUAUAAAUGCUCAGAGUGUGGAAAGAGUUUCCGUUGGAAGGAAAGACUUACUAGACACCUCAGAAUCCACACAGGGGGGAAACCAUUUAUUUGUACAGUGUGUGGAAAGAGCUUCAAUUGGAGUCACAACCUUAUAUCGCAUCUGAGAAUCCACACUGGGGAAAAACCAUUUACCUGUUUGGAGUGUGGGAAGAGUUUUAGUCAGAGAACGACCCUUACUUCCCAUCAGAGAGUCCACUCAGGGGAUAAACCAUAUAAAUGUUCAGAGUGUGGAAAAGGCUUCAAACAGAAAACAGAUCUAACUUCUCAUGAAAGAAUCCAUGCAGGGGAAAAACCAUAUCAAUGCUCAGAGUGUGGGAAAAGCUUCAAUCGUAGUACACAUUUAGCUUCACAUAAAAAAAUCCACACAGGAGAGAAACCAUACACAUGCUCUGAGUGUGGAAAGAGUUUCAGUCGAAGUGCAAAUCUAACUUACCAUCAAAGAAUUCACACAGGGGAAAAACCAUAUAUAUGUCUAGAGUGUGGAAUGAGCUUCAGUGUGAGCACAAGUCUGACUUUACAUCAAAGCAUUCACACUGGGAAGAAACCAUACAUAUGUUUGGAGUGUGGAAAGAGUUUUGUUUGUUCUGCACGGCUCACCAGUCAUCAGAGACUGCACACAGGGGAGAAACCAUUUAUAUGCCUGGAGUGUGGGAAGAGUUUCAGUCGAAGCACGAACCUCACUUCUCAUCAGAGACUGCACACUGGGGAGAAACCAUUCAUAUGUUUAGACUGUGGGAAAAGCUUCAGUCGUAGUGCAAACCUUCUUAGACAUCAGAGAACUCACACAGGGGAGAAACCAUUUAAAUGUCUGGAGUGUGGAAAAAGCUUCAGCCAUAGUGAAACCCUUACUUUACAUAAAAGAAUCCACACAGGGGAGAGACCUUUUAAAUGCCUCGAGUGUGGAAAGAGUUUCAGUCGGAGCACACACCUGAAUUCGCAUUUAAGAAUUCACACCGGAGAGAAACCUGUGGUGUUUGGUGAAGCUGCACCUGCUGAUUUUCCAGAGGAUAGCUGA